GUCAACUUGUCAAGAAAGUCAGCAAAUGUCAAAAUACGGGCAACGGCUGGUGGUAUUUGAAUUUUCUAUUUCUAAAUAUUUUCAAUAAAUCAGACGAAACAAGUAAUUAAAUGUAAUAGAAAAUGGACAAGACUAAAACCCAAAAUUCACAUAAAAACCGUUUUUUGAAAUUAUCUCUUAAGAAAAACAGGAGAAAAGAAGAGGAAAAUAACAAAGCGAAUCGCAGCUCCGACGUUAUAUUACUGGAAGAAUCUUUUGAGAGAUUAAAAUCCGACUUUCCUAGAAAAUUGAAUGGGACACCAACAAUAUAUUCUCCAAUAGUUAUAAACGAUUCGACCGAGUUGUCUGAUGAAUCCUUACCAAAUAUAGUGAUCAAAGAUAAGGAACCUAGCAAAUUUGGAAAUGUUUCAUUUAACAAAUCGAUAGAAGAAAAAUCACCACAAUGCGCAAAAGAAUCCAGACCCAGCAUAGGUGGUUGGUCACCAGCGCAGAGUAUUAUUUGUGCCUCACCGAGGUACCAAACCGUACCUUCCACUCCUCGGGACAUAGCUAACGAGUCACUUGAAGAAUGCUCUCUGAAGAAAAUUCAACAAUCCCAAAAGAAGCUACUGAGCGAUCUUUACGGAGAAACAUGGAAAUCGAUACCAAAGCUAUUUAAAGCCAUAUCUAAAAAUUAUGAAAACUUUGACGGUGUAUCCAAAAAACUGCAGUUUGACGAUGACGAAGACAAAGAAAAUAUCAGACAUGACUUGCAACGCAACAAAGAGUUGUACCUUACCGGUUCAGAUGCUAAGAAAAAGUUUGGUAAUUUUUCUGAAUCUGAGAAAAAAUCGAAGAAAAAAUUAUACACGGAGAAAGUUCCUAGCACCCCAGACGUCCCGAAAACAAAACCCGUUAGAACCAGAAACGUUAACAGUACAACAAAAAAGGGAAAAGCAAUGUCCGUGACAGAAUUAGUAGAAAUUAUGAAGAAAGAUGUAAACGAAGUGACUAAAAAAGCUGAAAAUCUUUGCAUUACUCCUACAAAUGAUGUCAAGAGGCUAAGUUUCGUAGGGUCUUUAGCAGACAACGUCCCGAGCUGGCGAUGUCACCCCGAAGCCUUCCAAUACCGCGACAACUACAAACAGUUACGAGAGCAACUCACGCGCAGGUUGUAUGCCGAGUUCAAUAAGGUGGUGUUUGACGAUGCGUUUGAGGAAGACAUGCCGGUGGUGUGGGACUCCAAGCUUAGGAGCACUGCUGGCACAACAACAAACCGUCUCCUCAAGAACUCUCGUGGCGAGCGCAGACGCACGUCCAGUAUUAAACUGUCCACCAAAGUCGUGGACGCGCCGCAACGACUGCGGGACACGCUCAUACAUGAGCUGUGCCACGCUGCGACGUGGCUUAUUGACGGGGAGUUGAGAGCCGGCCACGGGCCAUUGUGGCGCAAAUGGGCCACACACGCACUACGAAAGUUCCCAGAACUGGGCGAGAUAUCAAGAUGCCACGACAUGCAGAUACACUUCAAAUACUCGUACAAAUGUACCAAAUGCGGUUACAGCAUCCAACGCCACUCGAAAUCCAUAGACACAACAAAGAAAUGCUGCGGCUACUGCAGAGGCACCUUCGAGUUGAUCCUAAACAAGAAAACCAAAGAAGGCCUGGUGGUAUCCACUCCAGCUCGGAAGGGAGAAGUCAGCGAGUUUGCCAAAUACGUAAAAGAGAACUACGGUUCUGCCAAAACUGGCAGGAGUCACGCGGAGGUCAUGAAAUUGUUGGGAGAACAGUUUUCUGCCAAGAAAAAGGUUAAAUCAGUUGAUUUAUUGUAAAGGUUCAUUUUAGCUACAUUAUGUUGUAUAUUUUUGUUUAAUAGUGUUUUAUAACAAAGGAGAUGACUGAUAAUGUUUAAUAAGUUUAAUAAGAAGGUAUGGCAAACAGUUGUAUUAUUACUAAUUGUUCACAAUCGUUAGCCGUUAAAAAAAUGCGUCACGUAACAGGACACUAAACUUGUUUUAGUAUGUUUGCCAUAAAAGCAAUGUUUAGCAUUGUGCAUCUUAUUUUAUAAUUUUACUCUUGCCUGACAGUGGUGUUGCUUUUUCUGAUUCAUGACUUGUAAAAGAUGAAGAAUGUUUUUAAAUUAUAUAGUUUGUAUAACUUAUACAACCUUAUUUGUAAAACGUAUUAUAAAGUCACCAAACUGAGAAGUAAUUAUUAUGCAAAAAACCCUAUAAUAACUGAAAUAGUUUAUGAAGUUAUCAAUCUUUGUUACCAAGGUGAAAAUGCUACGAAAACGAUACUGGUGCUGAAGGUAAUAAUUGCGUGUCUACCGAAAUGUUAUAUCGAUUUUAUAUAAACAUUAUUAGUACCGUAAGGUAAGUAUAUCAUUUUUUUACGAUUUUAUGUUUGAUAGAGAAUUAAUCUUAUUCUCACGACUGAUUAUUUGUAGAUAAUCAUUUGUAGACCAUUAUUUAGAGACCAUUGCACUGGUGGCAAUGAAUUUCUGACUUUAUUUCUUAUAAAAUAAAACACUUUUUAGGUAAAUUUAUUUGUAAAAUUUUUAGCUGAUCUUAUCAAUCGUGAAGUUAAUGAAUUUUGGCUACCAAUAUACUCAGAUUUUGAAUAUUUAACUGAAAUUGGAGAAAGAUGUAUAAUUUUUGAGAAAUUUAUACAAUUUCGAGCAACCGAUGUAUA
Messenger RNA from Ostrinia furnacalis (Asian corn borer), 2673 nucleotides. RefSeq lists its product as uncharacterized. The transcript has 8 exons. Bases 123 to 1811 code for a protein of 562 amino acids. NCBI's taxonomy places the organism in Eukaryota, Metazoa, Arthropoda, Insecta, Lepidoptera, Crambidae. The record is from RefSeq and is a predicted model, not a curated record. Gene Ontology annotation, cellular component: nucleus.